This is a messenger RNA of Echinostoma caproni, 863 nucleotides long. The record is from the annotation of a GenBank genome assembly. NCBI's taxonomy places the organism in Eukaryota, Metazoa, Platyhelminthes, Trematoda, Plagiorchiida, Echinostomatidae.
AACUGACUGGUCGUGCACCCAAAAACUAUCUGGAAUGUGUGAACGCGCACAAGGCUGCCAAGGAAGCACUGAGCAAAAUCAAACCAGUCAACAGCACGCAAUCAGACCCGAAGGCCGGUGAGAUCGAAAAGCAACCGAUCGAUAAAAGGAAAACAUUCCUGUCCAGACCGCACCUGCCGCCAACUUCGGACGUGCGAACCAAUCGAUUACAAGAAACCGGUUUCCUCCUGUCCCCGAAAACUGUUCGCAAAGCGUCCGUCCGACUAUCUCCGUCAGCGAGUAAUUUGCUCAUGUUCAGCCAAGCCUCACUGAAUACGGAAGACACACAGAGCAUGGAGGAUCCGGUUUCGUCGGAUCAGCAACGAGUUGGCUCAUCAAUUCUUGCCGACCACUGCCCGCUUGAUUCUACCACGCGUACUCGUUCUCCAAGUGGUGCAUCGAAAACCAUGCAAAUCAACUCCCGGCGAAGGCAUCCGGCGAUUAGUUGGACAAAACGCCGACAAGCUGGAAACACGAGAGGCCUAGCGAACUAUCGCGGUCAACUCGAGUCAAAAUCCACCAGCGGAUCUGCCUCUCUCUCAGUCAGUUUAUCCGAUCUGUCGCAUCGUUGUGCGGAUAAAACCGAUGAUCCCGACACGGCGGAUAGUUCCGAUCGGAUAGCCAACUCGGCCCGAGAAACGAAUAAGAGACGUGCUUCGAUUGCGUCCCUUGGGUGCGAUGUGGACUCGUCCGAGAGUCCGGAUAGAGCUGAGGCGCUCGCAUGGAUUGAAAUGGAACUGGAAGCAGUGCGGAAAAUUCUAGAGGCCAAUCGGAAGUGUGCGGCCGAGAUGGGUCGAAAGCGUGAUUCACGAAGAGCGUAUCAG